Lasiosphaeria miniovina is the source of this 421-nucleotide messenger RNA. RefSeq lists its product as uncharacterized. The record is from RefSeq and is a predicted model, not a curated record. Lineage: Eukaryota; Fungi; Ascomycota; Sordariomycetes; Sordariales; Lasiosphaeriaceae. The coding region runs from base 95 to 358 and encodes 87 amino acids. The transcript has a single exon.
AACCUGCCCAACUAUUGAGCCCCCCGAUCUGCUGUGGGAGUUCGCGGCGGCUCUUCUGGGUGCCGUCUACAACUUCCUCGUCACAUACCUUUGGAUGAAGCACUACGUCUCAGACCAGUCGCCACAUUCGCCAUGUUCGCCAGAUGGGACUUAUGCGGGGUGGUUCACUGUGAGAUUUAUUUACAGUUGCUCAUAUCUUAUUCUCACUUGUGUCGUCGGCGCACAAAUUCAAGAAUCGCGCGAGAAGCGAAGGUUUCUGGGCAUAAUGAUGGUGAGUCAACCAGGUUAUCUUCUUUUUCUCCUUCUUCAUCUUCUUUUAUCACGGCCCCCAGGCCGGUCAACCCACGUCUCUCGCUGAUUAGUGUCACGGCACGGUACCGUAGGCGCUGUGAGCAGGCCUACGGGUGCAUGACCAUACUAU